CGCGAGCUCGCUCGCGUGUAAAUCUCCACCGCUUGCUACCUCUUUGCUGCGUACGGAAUGCUCCGCUCGUUUCCCCUCUCUCUACGGCUGCUAGUCCGGGUGGCCAAUCGGUGUCUUCGCUUUCGGCUUGGUUCGCCGACCGAGGCACCGGGGCACCUUCUUUGGCAUCGUCUUGGCGCACCCGUCUGCAUUCGCCGUUGGACCAGCGGCCUUGACGGACUUUUUUGCCUUCUUGUGGCUGUGGCUCCCGCUCCUUCGCUCAGAGUGUGUGUGUGCGCGCACGCGUGCACGCUUGGUGCCAACCCGGGGUGGUGCUACCCGGAUCGUGAUUUCCUUUUCCGAAAUUUGCUACUUCCGCCAAAUUUGCGUACGCGUGUGUGUCGUUUGCGUGUAUUUGUGCGUGUGUGCGUGUGCUUUUAAUUUCUCCAUACCGGCGGUCGGUUUGCGCUUCCGUUUUGUGCGGCUUCGUGCUUCGUGUUGUUAUACGGGUGCACUAUCACGAUCGAAUCCGCUUCCGCCUUAUUUUUCGGUGAUUUAUUGAUCGUUAGGCAACCCAAAAGGAGGAGGAAGAAAUAGGAAACGAAGAAACGAAAAGAAGAGAAAAAUAAACGACAACAAACAUCCCGACCGUCACGGAAAACGAAAAGAAACAUAAACAAGCGAGUGUGUCGCCAAAACUUCGUACGGCUAAUUUGAAUGCGCAAAAGUGAAACGUUCGGUGUUUGGAGUGUGGAGCGAAAUUUCACCUUCUAAACUUCACAAAAAACAGCGUGAGUGUGAUUAAAGCAAGCGACUGUCUGCAUGCGUGUGAUAGUGUUUUUUUCUUUUUCCUACGCUCUGUGUUAAAUCAUCAUUAGCAGUGACAGAAAGGGCGUUCUACGUGAAGCGAUAAGUUUCAGUUUCACUUUGAAUGCACAUUUGCACAGAGUGAAGAAGAGUGUUUUCCCACCACGCACAUUUGCUUCCUUCCCGCUGCAACUGGACUGAAGCAAUUGAAGCAAUCCAACACGCACCGCCACCACGCCGUUCUCGUGCUCGAGACCUUGACGUAUCAUCUUCAUCACCACCAGACCUUGCCGGCUCAACAGUAACCCCCCUAGAGUUAGGGCUAAGUUUCCCCCCCACGCUACCCUUAAGGGCUAAAGAACGAAGCCCCCCCCCACCCGGCUUGGUGGUUGAUUGUGCACCGGCACACAGCAAACGAAACAAAACGCAGCAAAAGCAAAAGUCAUCGCUGCAAACGGAAGUGAGAAGAAGAGUGCGCCACAGACUGUGCAGACUGUGUGAGAGGGUGAUCUAGUUAGCGAACUUCCCCCGAAGGUAUAGUGUGUGACAAGGUGUGUGUGGUGUGUAUGUGUGUGUGUGAUACGAGCAACUUAGAAUACAAUGCAAUAAUUAGUCCACACGCUGGCUGGUAGCGCCCACUACACGACAAAAAGGAACAAGACGCUGCACCCCGAGCUGCUUAUCGAAAGGAGACCAACAGCAAGCUAGAAAACGGACAAGUUCUUCUGCGGACUCCGGACAUAAGCUGCCCUAGGAAACGGGACACGCGGCAGCUGGCAUGCUUCCCCGUGUUCGCCGGUGAACAACGCCCUUCCACUUGCCGCUUGGAUCGCUCGGUUGUAGAUGAAUGAUCACCGGCCGUUCAGCGAACCAUGCUACAACGUCCACCGCCAGCAGCGAACGGUUGCUGACCAUGGCACGGCUGAGGCAGUGGCAGCGCCGUGUCCUCGCGCCUGCAAGGUAUGCCGAGGGCAGCCGAUACCGUCACCCGGCGCACGGCCGGGAUGGACACCCGGUGGGACGCGAUAAUUACACCGCAUUACCGACACGUACGACCGGCCGGCAAAGCCAUCUUCAGCGGGCGCUGGUGUUGCUGUCGCUGCUCACCUGCUGGACUGGCGGCGGCUUCGUCGAGGCGGCGGCUACUCCGAUCAAGAGCCCAUUGCCCGGGUACGGCCGUGGAGCGCCCAUGUUCAAGCGAAUGGGUGGCCUCACCGAGUCCGGCCGGAUCUCCAACCUGACGCGUCUUCACAGUGGUGAUCUGUUUUAUACAUUUGAAUCGGAAAAAUGUGACACAGAUACGUGCGUGGGGCUGUCGAGCGGCACGGCGGAACUAUCGAUCGGUGGCGAUCGGACCGGCGCCGGGCCCACCGGACCCCACCGACUCCCCGGAAGUACGGAUCACAUCAAAGAAAUCGACAUGUCAUCGGAUGCGGGCAUCGAGUGCAAGUGCCAGUGUUUGCCGCACCUGAGCACCUACCGGGAAGAUCUCGGCAUCUGUGUGGACGAUAUUAGAGAGUGCACUCUAGCGCCGUUCAUCAGCGGAUCAAGCUCCGAGAAGAUCCCGUUCGUCUUUCUGCCCCACCGUGGCCAAAUCGUUCAUCCAAGCCGCGAGAUUGGAUUUCCCGGUGUCAAGAUGCCGAUGUGUGCAGUAUCAGCCGCCCAGUACCUCACCACCAACGGCUGGGCGGAGCUGCGCAACCCGAUCGACACGGACGUCCCGUUUCGGCUGUUUCGUGACGAGGGGCGCAUCUAUCUGCAGUGGCUCGGCGAGCCGGAGCUACGGCAGCGCAUGCAGGGCCGGCUAGUGCUGGUGCAUCUGAUGUGCCGCGACAUGACACCGCGCCUACUGCUGGAGGAAAGCCGAGCCGCCCUUCAUCAAGAUGACAUGCAGAUGCCGAAUCAAAACAUCUUCACACCGUGCAUCGCUUUCCGCGUCGUUGGGACACCGAUCAAAUACGUCACCAACGUUACGGAGGUAUCGUUCGCAUCCGAGACACACAUCGAGCAACAGUCCGGACUCUCCACCAAGGAGUACAUCGUGAUCGCGGUCUGCAGUCUGUGUCUGGGGCUAAUCUACAUCGCGUCAGUGUUUCUCUACAUCCACAUGAAGAAGCGUAAGACCCGAUCGGGCACGAACGAUGAUGGCAGCGGGCUGAAGAAUGACUACUCCACCUACCAGCAGAACGAUCAGGUCACGUUCGGGGUCGGUAUGGGCGCGGCCGCCGUCAGCCCGUUCGGUGGACAGGCACGGGCCAGCUUUAUUGGGCGUAACGCGCUCGGCGGUAGCCAGCGACAGGGCGGAGGGCCAGCGGUUGGACCGCACCGGGGCCUCGCGAACGUUGGUCUGCACGCGGAGGAGAUGGGCAUUGUGAAGAACAACCCGCUGCUGAAACACUUCCCGAACCUGAGCGACAAUUCGGGCUUCAUCAGUGACAAUUCCAAUUCGGUGUCGGAGUUUGAGGAUGAUAUAACGACCGACGUUGAGAAGCAGAUGCAAACCGGCAAACAUCAGCCAAAAAACUUCUCAGGGCGUACCGAAAUGGAUGGCGAACUUCGCCUUCAGCAGCAGCAGCAGCAGCUGUCCCAGCAGUCCGCUCUGUUACUUCAUCAUCACCAUCACCUUCAGCAGCACCAGCAGCAACACCAGCAGGAUCCACUGAACGCCGGUGGCCAGGAUACGGAGUGUCUACCAGAGGAAAAUGUAUCCAUUGUCGAAGAGCUGAACAACGAAGAAAAGCUCGAAAGCAUGAAGUCUAUCGUGAACGGUACGAUGCGCCGGAAGCUGUACUUCAAUCCGGCCUACUUCGAACCACAUCUUCUAGUUUCACCUCCACCGGCAGCUAUCGAGUUUCUGAAUAAGAUCCGCGAGGUGAUCACGAUCGCCAAGUACAAGAUGUCGGCGAAACGGUUUCAGCCCUCGCUGAACAUCAUCCCGGAGGAGAUGCAGCAAUCGGCCGGGUCGGAAACGUAUGCCGCGGUCCAGACAGCCCCGGCCAGCCGGCGGAGCAGUUUGAUCAGCUCGCGCAAGGACAGCUCACGCAAGAGUGCCUGCUCGGGGUGUCCCGGGUGCGAGAAGAAGGUGGCGGCCGCUGCCGACCCCGUGAUGGUACCGUCGAGCAACUGUAAGAACUGUGGCGACAAGCAGAACAGCAUCCGCAAGUGGCUGGAGGAUGUGUCGUCCAACCAUGGGGAUGGUAUUGCCGAGGCGGACCUGUACGACAGCAAGGCGAGCCUGCUCGCCAAUGCAGCUGGUAAUGGGUCGGAGGUAGAUGGAGCAACGCCAACACCGAAGCUCGAUGCGGGUGGGAUUGCAAAUGGAGGGUUUGUAGGGGAGCUGGAGUCACUCAAGUCACUGGAUGAUCGUACGCCCGCCAAUGAUUCGUUGCCGAUUCGACCGGACAUCAAGAAGCACCCGAAGGGUCAUCGCCCAUCCAAGACGGGGAGUUUACACAGCGACAGUUCGUCAACGUCGGACAACGAAACGAUCGUGGCCAAUAGUGUGAAGGAACGAUCGGCGGUCGUUCGCAUUCCUUCCGCAAGCAAAUCGGUCCGCUCAGACACUAGCUCAGCACCGAAAAUUGUGUCGCACAGUCUGAAGUCGGAUCUGGUGAGCAAGAUGAGCAAGUUCAGCAUGCAGGACGGUGCCGGUGCGCUGAUGAAGAACAGCAGCUUCAUCUACGAGGAGACCCGGCAGAGCAACCAACAGCUGUACAUCAAGAACACGAACAACUCAGUCGCUAACCUGGACACCAACAAGGUGUACGAUAAGCGCGAUCUGUACAGCAUUACUGGUAGUGAGAUCUACAACAAUCCACAGUUUGAGGCAUCACCGGUGAUGCCGCACAAGAUGCUGCCGGUGGUACACACACAAUCAGCCCACCAUCAUCAUCACCAUACGCACGGCAAGAAGCCGCCAGCGAAUGGAGGAGCCAGAGUGCACCAGACACCAGCUCUACCACCUUCACUGGCCGGCGCCUCCACCAGCAAGCGUCGCCAGGAGGUGCUGGAUCAGUACGCGAACGUCAAACCGAUGAAGCUCCGCAACAUCAACCAGAUGCCGGACAUGGUGUACGAAGCGCUGGCGAUGGAUCAGCGCAAAAUCCGCUCCUGGUCGGAGCGACAUGCCGAGCGACUGCCAGUCCCACAGCUCGAGUCGCUAGACUACGCCCUCGACUCGUCCGACAGCCGGUUCAGCAGCAUCGAUCGGCACGAGCGCUACCGGAACGAGAAGUUCUUUCACGACUUUCUAAACUCGGACCAGGAGUGCAACACGCUCGGGAACCGAUCGGGCAAGAACUCGUACAGCAAGUACCAGCCCGACUCGCCAAUCUACUCGCGCAAAUCGCCCCACUAUCUGAUCGUGGACUACGAAACGGACAGCCUGGAGCGGGCCACCUCCAAGACGCCGAUGAGCUUCCACACCUCCACCACGAACAGUAGCGAUCUUGGGUCGCAACCGUCGCCCUCCCUCAGCACAGCGCUACCGCUCGAGGAGGAGGUCGAGAUACGCAAUGCCAUAUACGAUCGGGUGGAGGGUUUUAGAAAGGAUACUGACACGAUCAAGACGGAACGCGCAGCCGUCAGUAUCCGGUCCGAUGAGUAUGAAGACGUUCCGCAGACCAGCGUUGUUGAGGGCCAGCCGGCAACAGGCAGAGCUAAGAAAAAGAUACCGAAGAUCAAGUGCGACACGCCGUUUCAGGGCAGCAUCACGAUCGAGGUGGAGCACAGUCCGGACGAUUGCGACCUAUCCGCGACGGACAGCGACCAGUUCGAGCCGGACACGCUCGACCGCAAGCCGAAGAAGCACGGGUCGACGGCGGCUGUGAGUCGGCAUCGCAGCAACGUGUGGGAGAGUGAGCGGGGUCGGAGUGGAGGAGUUGUCGAAGCGUCAAACCUAACCUCCCUGCCGGCCGAUCUGAACAGUCACUUUGUGCUGAAGUCCACUGGGUCUUUCAAGCACGAGACGAGCUUCGGCAGCUUGCGCGAGAUUUACGAAUCCAAGAACCCGAAAGCCGUCGCAGGGGCUGGUGGUGCGCCCGUACGAAGCUCGCUGACCAAUCUGGCCGAAUUGGACGUAAAGUCGGGGAAGUUGCUGACGCUCGAAACACGACAUUCACGCCGCCAGCGUACGAACGUAGGUGAAGCGAUCAUACCGGCACCGAAACAGGUACCGCCGGAUCUGAUCCCACCGGAGAGUGGUGGAGUUGGAGUUGGGUCUCGCCAAACCGCUCUGUACGAUCAUCCGCGGCUGCAGCUGAAGAAGGUGGACGAUUAUGGCGGUGCGCCGAAGAGUCUGGGCUGCUGGAGUAACAGCGAAAAGCUAUCGAACCCACCGACUGGUCCGGCACCGAAGCCUAACUUCUGCACUGCCAGCGAAAACUACGAGUCGAUCAAUAGUCUGACGGCGGAGAGUGACUCCACACAGUUGACGGGCAUUUCGGACAACGAUCGGACGGCGUCUGGGGCGAGCAAUAGUAGUGGCAGUGGGGGUAAGAGCCGUAACUCCCCGGGCAAGCUACCACCGUACAGUCACGUGCACAAGAACCCGACCGAUCAGUCGCUGUAUAUUAGCGAAAAGUCGGAGUACGCACGAAUCGACGAGAAGCAACCGGAGUCGGAGCUGAGUGGCAUACUGGAGAGCUACAUGACGCUUGGGGAGAAGAACAGCAAGAACUUCUUGCAGCAGGUCGACAGCAAGAUCUACGAUCUGCGCACACGCCAGGCCCAGCAGCAGCAACACCAGCAAGUGAUGAGCAAGGCGAAGUUCAUCGAGGACAUUGACAAGAUCGAGGUCCUAUCCACGAAAACGCUCUCCAACUAUAGCUUCCCGAUCAAUCGGAGCAGCCCGUCGAUCAAUCCGAAAGACGGUGAAGAUGAGAAACCCUCCAUCUAUGACAUCAGUGCACCGAUGCCGCUUGGAAGCACUGGAUCAGCGUCACCCACCACCACGAAGGUGUUUCGCGUCGAGUUGAACCAGUCCUCCAACGGAAUGCAGAUCGCAAUGGGGCUGAGAGAUCGCGUCAAAAAGUCCAAGGAUUUGAAGAAUGCCUGGAAGAAGUUUAUCGGAAUAGCGACAGCGAAGUUCAAUGGGAAGUCCGGAGGGGAUCAGGACCUAGAAAAGACAUCCGAUUCGUCCGACAUUCUCGAGAAGGAUGAGGGCAUUUCUUCACUGAUUGAUGAAUCGUCUGGUAGUGGUGCGUAUGGAUCACACUAUCAGCAGCAGCAGAUGUUGCGUCACCAUCAUCAUCACCAUCACCGGAAGCGACAGCAGGGUGCACCAUCACCAGAAGACGGUGAAAAGCCAUCCACUUCGCGCCCGAACAUCACGAUCGUGCGGAGUAACUCGCGAUCGAGCACAAAGGAGCAGGACAGCGGCUACAUGAGUGCCGAUUCGAGUGAAUCAAAGCUGAACGGCAAAAAGAAGCUCUACGAGCGGUUCAACUUUAGCUCCCAGUCACCGGACGGUUCGGCUGCUGCAGGUCCGGAUGGAACGAUCCUGGAGGAGAACAAGUACGAAAUCUGUGCCCUACAGCAGCAGGAAGCGAACGAAAGAGGCGUCGCAGGAACACCAGAUGCAACCGGCACCAAUCGGAGCGGCUCAUCGACCGGUGGUUCUUCUGGGGCCGGUUCCAGAUCGAACGACAAAUCGAUCGCUCGCCCACGAUCACCACCGCCUCCCCUGCCUCCACCGAAUCCUCCACCUCCACCACCACCAACUGCAACCAUUCCCACGAAGAAGCCGGGCAGUGCGGUCAAGGUGAUCGAGAAGCCCCAAAGCAAACCUCCGCCACCACCUCCAUCGCCACCUUCCUCUAGCUCACCCUCUUCCUCGUUGACUACGAUCGCACGGACGGUGGCCAUGAGCACAAGAGGGGAGAUGGAACCGGGUCCAUCGCACGGCAGACAUCAGAUGCCACCGAACGGUGUGUUCUUCAACACCUCCGACGCGAUCAGUGUACGGGUGUACUCGUCCGAUGAUGAGAAGUUCGAUGGUAGUGAUGAUGCCUCCUGCAUCUCAGACGAGGACGAUCUUGACUCGCACUUGGACGAUAUCUCCGAAUCGGGUGCGGAAAGUGUCGAGACGCAUUCGGUGUUCUUCAAGAACAUACGGAAACCUGCGCAUCUAACAGUGGCACAGGGUGCGGAUCGAGCAAUGGCGGCCGCUGUGCACUGAGAGCAGGGUCCUCUGUCUGAUGUGCAAUAUGGCUGACUCUAUCCUUCUGUUUCAUACUUCUUCUCAUUCCUAUUAGAUAAAAACACGACUCUAGCAAGUAAGAGCUAAACGCAAUGCCGACUUUUAAGUUUAAGACACUUUCUCCUGUACAUUCGACACCUCGGGGAUACUCCUUCCCGACGGGGACGCACACUGUUCGAGAUUAUUGAGUUAUUGUACCUCCACAAGUAUUGAGCUUAUCCGUGAGACGGUCUCGCUUCCACUGCCCUACCAAGCUUGUUGGGGGCGGUUGGUUUUAAAGCGUAUGUCCGCUGGAUCUGAGCCGUAUUAGGGUUAGGGUUUUGUGUUAGUAUCGUAAGUAGUAGCUUGUUUUAAGUAAACCAAUCAGUGGCAACUGUGCAAUCGGUUAGUGUUUUAGGCAUUAUUUUGUUAACAUAUUUAUUCAAGUGAGUGGUUGAUGAAUGUUUGCGAGUAUGUGUGUGCGUGUGAGAAAGAGUGAAAGGGUGUGUGUGUGGUAGUGUGAUUUUUCGUUGCGCUUAACUAGUGUUGAGUUCUUCUGCUAAUGGUACAUUUUUGCUUCUUUUUCUUUGUUUUUUCGGCUUAUUUUUUCCCGAUCAUUUUUUGAUGUUACUUUCAUUUUGUUUUCAUUUUCUUACUAAAUUUUGAAAGCCUUUUUCAUAUUUUUUCUUAUGCUUACUAACUUCUUCUCGAAUUUAAAGCAAAAAUGUACCCAAUUAGCAUCGAAUGUGAUACGAGACUUGCUUAGUCUCCAGCAAUAAUAAAGAAAACGUAGCAAUAUUAGCUUAGGUUUUGUUUUAAGGACAUUCUAGUGUUAACGUAUCUGUACGGCUUGCCAUUAGUGAUGGGUAAAUACAAUUUUUUUCCGGAGUCCGAUCGAUCCGACUCCGGCACCCCUCGGAGUCGGACUCGG
Messenger RNA from Anopheles merus, 8894 nucleotides. RefSeq lists its product as uncharacterized. Bases 1634 to 7963 code for a protein of 2109 amino acids. Gene Ontology annotation, biological process: imaginal disc-derived wing hair organization. The record is from RefSeq and is a predicted model, not a curated record. Gene Ontology annotation, cellular component: cell cortex. The transcript is spliced from 11 exons. NCBI's taxonomy places the organism in Eukaryota, Metazoa, Arthropoda, Insecta, Diptera, Culicidae.